Messenger RNA from Aspergillus puulaauensis, 1785 nucleotides. RefSeq names its product proline--tRNA ligase. Lineage: Eukaryota; Fungi; Ascomycota; Eurotiomycetes; Eurotiales; Aspergillaceae. The transcript has 4 exons. Bases 1 to 1785 code for a protein of 594 amino acids. Gene Ontology annotation, biological process: prolyl-tRNA aminoacylation. The record is from RefSeq and is a predicted model, not a curated record. Gene Ontology annotation, cellular component: aminoacyl-tRNA synthetase multienzyme complex; cytoplasm. Gene Ontology annotation, molecular function: proline-tRNA ligase activity; ATP binding.
AUGGCCAGUCAAGCCCCUGCCGACACCGCAGGUGCCACUCAGGAUUUGCCUAAUCGCACCCAGAACCCCGCUGGGGAGGCCGCCCAGGCAGAUGUUUCGAAGAAUGCCGCAAAGAAGGCCGCCAAACAAGCCGAGAUGGCUGCUAAGAAGGCUGAGAAAGCUGCGAAGGCUGGAAAGUCCGACAAGGGCCAGAAGAGCGCUGGCAAGGGACCGAAAGCAAACCCCGAUAAGGCUCUAAUUGGUAUCGAUGUUGGCAAGGAAGAGGACUUCCCUGACUGGUACCAACAAGUCCUCACCAAGGGUGAUAUGCUAGACUACUACGAUGUCUCUGGCUGUUAUAUCUUAAAGCCUGCUUCAUACACUAUCUGGGAGGAGAUUCAACAAUGGUUCAACCUGCGUAUCAAGAAGAUCGGCGUCAAGAACUGUUCUUUCCCUCUUUUCGUUUCUGAGGAUGUUCUUCAAAGAGAGAAAGACCACAUUGAGGGCUUCGCGGCUGAGGUCGCUUGGGUGACUCAUGCUGGCUCAACCCCUCUCGAGAAGAAGAUUGCGAUUCGCCCCACUUCCGAAACUGUUAUGUACCCUUACUACGCCAAAUGGAUUCGGAGUCACCGUGAUCUGCCUCUCAGGCUAAACCAGUGGAACUCGGUCGUUCGAUGGGAGUUCAAGCAUCCCCAACCGUUCCUCAGAACUCGAGAAUUUUUGUGGCAGGAGGGACACACGGCGCAUCUUACUGAAGAAGGUGCUCGCGAGGAGGUCCUGCAUAUCCUUGAUCUCUAUGCGCAAAUCUAUGAGGAACUUCUGGCUGUUCCGGUUGUCAAGGGUCAAAAGACAGAGAAGGAGAAGUUUGCGGGUGGUCUCUACACUACCACUGUUGAAGGAUAUAUCCCUGCUACGGGUCGUGGUAUUCAGGGUGGUACUUCCCACGGUCUGGGCCAGAACUUCAGCAAGAUGUUCGGCAUUACUGUUGAGGACCCCUCAGUUAAAGGUGAUGAGAAGAAGCCUCAUCUCCACGUUUGGCAGAACUCGUGGGGUCUGUCUACUCGCACCCUUGGUGUUAUGGUCAUGAUCCACAGUGAUAACAACGGCUUGGUCCUUCCUCCUCGUGUUGCUGAGACCCAGACUGUCGUCAUUCCUGUCGGUAUCACCGCCAAGCUGGGUGAAGAAGACCGUGCCAAGCUGUACGCUGAAGUGGACAGGCUUGUCGAUACCCUCACUGAGGCUGGUGUGCGCGCCACCAGCGACAAGCGCGAGGGAUACUCUCCUGGCUGGAAGUUCAACGAGUGGGAACUCCGCGGUGUUCCUCUGCGUAUUGAGUUCGGCCCUGGAGAGUCCGCAGGCAACUUUGUUACUACUGCCCGUCGUGACGUCCCAGGAAAGGACGGCAAGGGGACCAUCGCCAUUCCCGAACUGCCGACGGCCGUCCCUGCUCUGCUUGAAACAAUCCAGAGCGAUAUGUACAAGCGUGCAGACGAUCAGUACCGCACUCACAGGAAGCUCAUCACCAACUGGGACGACUUCACUCCCGCCCUUAACAACAAGAACAUCUGCAUCAUCCCCCACUGUUUGACAGAAGAGUGUGAGGAUCAGAUCAAGGAUAUGAGCGCACGUAAGGCUGAGGAGGACUCUGGUGAGGCUCAGGACUCCCGGGCUCCAAGCAUGGGUGCCAAAUCCCUUUGUAUUCCCUUCGACCAGCCCGAGGGCAUUGUCCCCGGCGAGACAACGUGCACCAACCCUAAGUGUACCCGACUUGCCGAGAAAUGGUGCAUGUUUGGCCGUUCCUAUUAA